CUCAACUGUCCAUUCACAACGUCCGCCCUGCCCUCCAAGAGGACCUCACCGGUCGCUCGGCAUCCCAGGGCGAAUCAUGGCUCAGACAGUUGAAUGCGAUACGAGGCGCGCGUGGAGUGAGUAUAAAGAGUGUGCGAGCAUGGCGUUAUCCGCGCCUAAGACUAGUGUUUGCCGUUUCUCGUGCUUUCAAUUGUCCUCAGUCACCAGCGAUAUCUGCCUAGUGCCUAAGAGUAGUACCGAACGGCUUUUGAGCGAGUUUGAGCGCUGAACACUGUCUGUGGCUCAACCAUUUCACCAGCCAUUUCAAGAUCUUUUGCUCCUCUUCAGUACUUAAGGACCCCGGCAGCACUUCUGCCUUCAAUUUUCUCAAGUCGAAGCUCGAUUGCUCAGUCCAACUGAGAAUCCUCUCUCAUUCUCCUUUUUAACCGCAAUCAUUGAUCAAGUGGACAAAAUGGGACUCUGGUUUCAUGUGGCGGAACCCAAUUCCUACCUCGUUAUUACGGGUGUAGGAAUUGACAAGGUGCAGAUCAAGAAGAAGGCCUUCGUCUAUCCCUUCCAAAAGGUCUCCAAGAUCUCGAUUACGCCCUUCGACUUCUCUAUGUCCCUUCAGGCCAUGACCGUCGAGAAACUCAAGUUCUCCCUCCCUGCGGUCUUCACCAUCGGUCCCGCGGACACCCAGGAAGCCCUCGAGAAGUACGCGGUCCUCUUGACAGGCGAGUCCGAUGGCCGACCCACUGCUUCUGCCAAUAAAGGAGCGGUGGCUGUUGCAGCCGGCCGUAACCAUGUCCAGGACAUCGUCAAGGGUAUCAUUGAAGGCGAGACACGCAGCAUCGUUUCCACCAUGACCAUGGAGGAACUGUUCCGCGAGCGCAAAGUCUUCAAGGACAAAGUCAUCCAGCAGGUCCAAUCUGAGCUCGAUCAGUUCGGCCUCUGCAUCUACAACGCAAACGUCAAGGAGCUCCAGGACACGCCCGGCUCCGAAUACUUCGCCUUCCUGUCCCGCAAGGCACAUGAGGGCGCGCUCAACCAGGCGAAAGUCGACGUAGCAGACGCGCGUAUGCGCGGAGAAGUCGGCGAGGCCGAGAAGCAGGGCAAAACGAAGCAGGAAGUGGCCAAGAUCCACGCUGCGACUGCCGUUCUCGAGACGGAGCGCAAAGCAGAGAAAGCUGCGGCCGACGCCAAACUCACAGACAAGGAAAUCUCAAUCGGCAAGGAGCUCAACCUCGCGCGCAUCAACGCAAAGCGUGAGGCCGAGCGCCGCGAUGCCGAGCUCAACACCGAGGUCGAGAAGAAGAAAGCCCUCAUGGAACUGGAGCGUCUGCGCGCCACAACCGUCACGCAGGCUACCAUCGCGAAGGAAUCCUCGCAGCAGAAAGCGGAUGCGGAGCUCUACGCCGAGCAGAAAGCCGCAGAGGGAAAGAAGUACAGCGAGCAAGCCGACGCGGAAGCCGCUGCGUUCCGCCGCCUCAAGGACGCAGAAGCAGACUUCCAGGCCAAGGAGAGGGAGGCCGAGGCCAACUAUCUCGUCGCCAAGCGCAGCGCAGAAGCAGAAUAUUUCCGCCGCGAGCGCGAAGCCCAAGCGCAGCUCAUCUCCCAGCAGCGUGAAGCCGAGGGUAUGUCCGCCAUGGCAAAGGCAUACGGCGAGAUGGCGAGUGUGCUCGGCGGCCCGCAAGGCCUCAUGCAGUACCUCAUGCUGCAGAACAACACGUACGAGAGUCUCGCCAACGCUAAUGCCACCGCGAUCCGUGGGCUUCAGCCCAAGAUCAAUGUGUGGAAUACGGGGGCUGCGGGCGGCGACGGAGCUAUGGCUGAUCCAUCUGCUCCGAUUCGGAACUUGUUCCAGAGCUUGCCGCCGCUGCUGAGCACUAUCCACGAUCAGACGGGAAUGCAGCCGCCGAGCUGGCUGGCGCAGAUGCCGCAGGACAAGAAGAUGGAGUUGGUGAAUGGGAUGAAGAGCUCGUAGGGGGCGGGCUCUUGUCUGUCGCCGAGCUAACGGCCUUGGAAGGUUUCCUUUGUUUCUGCAUUUACGGGAUGGGAUGAAUACCCGGCGUCGGAUCAACUGGCGUUUAGGGGGCGGUCGUCUUCUCCCCUGCCUGGCGUUGGUCUGUGGGUUUCAUAAUCCACUACGUUUUCUUUUGGUUACUAGUACUAACCACAACGCACGCAAAGGUACUGUGCCGUUAAUGCUUUCCACG
This is a messenger RNA of Trematosphaeria pertusa, 2195 nucleotides long. RefSeq lists its product as uncharacterized. The record is from RefSeq and is a predicted model, not a curated record. Bases 452 to 1963 code for a protein of 503 amino acids. NCBI's taxonomy places the organism in Eukaryota, Fungi, Ascomycota, Dothideomycetes, Pleosporales, Trematosphaeriaceae. Gene Ontology annotation, biological process: protein localization to plasma membrane. The transcript is spliced from 4 exons. Gene Ontology annotation, cellular component: plasma membrane.